This is a messenger RNA of Cynoglossus semilaevis (tongue sole), 5101 nucleotides long. It is a transcript of the gene col2a1b, whose product is annotated as collagen, type II, alpha 1b. Lineage: Eukaryota; Metazoa; Chordata; Actinopteri; Pleuronectiformes; Cynoglossidae. Bases 831 to 5090 code for a protein of 1419 amino acids. The record is from RefSeq and is a predicted model, not a curated record. The transcript has 53 exons. Gene Ontology annotation, molecular function: extracellular matrix structural constituent.
AGACUGUCCUUACAUGCAACGCAGAUUAAGCUAACUGCUACACUAUGGAACCAUCAUGCCUUAGCAACAGCCAGAAAUUGAACUGGCGUCAACUGUUUCUAAGGCAGCUUUGCUCACCACAAUAUUUGACUUUUUUAAGUGCACAGUUGCUUUACCGAGAUUCGAACCCAGGUCUUCUGCACCACUGACAGAGGUUUGGCCCCUGAGCUAAGGUGCCAUAAGAAAUGAUGUAGUUGAGAAACUCACAAGGGUCCAAAAAAUUGUAAACAGACCCUAAAUUGAUGGAUGAGCCAAAAAUCCUCAACAUGCACAAAAACACACAGACACAUGCUGGAUAGUCUCUAGAGCCGCAGGACACUGGCGUAACGAACCGGUCCUGACACUGGUACGCUUUCUAACAACACGGAGGUGGGAACCAGACUAAGUCACAGAGGACAGACUCAAGUUUUGGGUCCAGUGGCAGCACGUGGAGAAAGGAGUGGUCGAGGUCUGGGAUAAUGGGAGCUGGCUGACAGAAUGGGAGGGAAUCGGGGCUCAGGUUUCAGCCUGACAGGGGGUAAGGGGCCGGACUGAUAUUUGGGAAUAUACGAAGAUUCAUUGAAGGCAACGGGGACUAGAACUACAGCGUCUGGCUUUAAGUGGUCCAGCGCUGAGUCUCUGCUGCAGGUCCGGGUCCUGCCGCUGGAUUCCCCCGCGUCGGUGUUUGGAGAGGGUGAUAGUCGAAUGGUUCUGGCUCGGUAACUGGACACACACACACUUGAAAACACUGAGAGAAGACAGCGCCACCUUCGCACCUCUGUCUCUGGGCCCUGCAUGUCUAAUAUUUAGACAUGUUCAGCUUAAUGGAUUCCAGGACUGUACUGCUGCUUAUAGCAAGCCACGUCUGUCUAUUAGCCGUUGUGAGAUGUCAGGACGACCGAGUACCAGGAGCUAAGGGUCAGAAAGGUGAACCUGGAGACAUCACUGAUGUUGUAGGACCAAGAGGACCACAUGGACCAAUGGGCCCACCAGGAGAGCAAGGACCCCGUGGAUCAAGAGGAGAUAAGGGAGAGAAGGGAAGCCCUGGUCCCCGUGGCAGAGACGGGGAACCUGGAACACCUGGAAACCCCGGCCCACCUGGACCUCCAGGACCAAAUGGACCCCCUGGCCUUGGAGGAAACUUUGCUGCUCAGAUGGCUGGCGGAUUUGACGAGAAGUCUGGCGGCGCACAGAUGGGUGUGAUGCAAGGACCAAUGGGCCCGAUGGGACCCAGAGGACCACCUGGCCCCUCUGGAUCACCUGGUCCACAAGGUUUCCAGGGCAACCCAGGAGAGGCAGGAGAGCCCGGACAAUCUGGCCCCAUGGGACCCCGUGGCCCCUCUGGACCUCCUGGGAAACCUGGAGAAGACGGUGAAGCAGGAAAACCUGGAAAAUCAGGCGAGCGCGGACCUACAGGACCUCAGGGAGCUCGUGGAUUCCCAGGAACUCCUGGCCUGCCUGGCAUCAAGGGACACAGAGGAUAUUCAGGUCUUGAUGGUGCAAAGGGAGAGACUGGAGCUGUCGGAUCAAAGGGUGAAUCUGGUGCCCCUGGAGAUAACGGUGCCCCCGGACCUAUGGGACCUCGUGGUCUGCCUGGUGAGAGAGGCCGUCCUGGACCUAGUGGAGCUGCAGGCGCUCGUGGUAAUGACGGUCUUUCAGGACCUGCCGGUCCCCCGGGCCCGCUCGGUCCUUCUGGAGCUCCUGGUUUCCCUGGGUCCCCUGGUGCAAAGGGAGAAGCUGGACCUACUGGUGCUCGUGGACCUGAAGGUGCUCAAGGACCUCGGGGAGAGUCUGGAACCCCUGGAUCACCUGGACCCAGUGGUGCUUCUGGAAACCCUGGAACUGAUGGAAUCCCUGGAUCUAAAGGAUCAGCUGGUGGUCAUGGUAUUGCUGGUGCUCCUGGUUUCCCUGGACCACGUGGACCUCCUGGGCCACAGGGGGCAACUGGACCACUCGGCCCCAAAGGAACAUCCGGAGACCCAGGUAUUGCAGGAUUCAAGGGAGAGGCUGGACCUAAAGGAGAAAUUGGACCAGCUGGAACUCAGGGACAACCUGGUCCCCAAGGAGAAGAGGGUAAGAGAGGGCCAAGAGGUGAACCAGGUUCUGCUGGACCACUCGGUCCCCCCGGAGAGAGAGGCGCACCAGGAAACCGUGGUUUCCCAGGUCAGGAUGGUUUGGCUGGACCCAAGGGAGCCCCCGGUGAGCGUGGACCUUCUGGAGCCAGCGGCCCUAAGGGGGCCAACGGUGACCCUGGUCGUCCUGGAGAGCCUGGUCUGCCUGGUGCCAGGGGUUUGACCGGAAGCCCUGGUGACGCUGGUCCUCAGGGGAAAGUUGGACCUUCUGGAGGCUCCGGUGAAGACGGACGUCCCGGCCCACCUGGUCCACAGGGAGCCCGUGGACAGCCUGGUGUCAUGGGAUUCCCUGGACCCAAAGGAGCAUCUGGUGAAGCUGGCAAAGCUGGAGAGAAGGGAUUGGCUGGAGCUCCUGGACUGAGAGGUCUUCCCGGCAAAGAUGGAGAAACCGGCCCUGCUGGACCUCCUGGACCUUCUGGUUCUGCCGGAGAGAGAGGAGAACAAGGACAACCUGGACCCUCAGGCUUCCAGGGUCUUCCUGGACCUCCUGGCCCCCCAGGUGAGGGAGGCAAACCUGGAGACCAGGGUGUACCUGGAGAGGGUGGAGCUGCCGGUGCUACUGGACCCAGAGGAGAGCGUGGUUUCCCUGGAGAGAGAGGACCUGCCGGUACUCAGGGUCUUCAGGGACCCAGAGGUCUGCCUGGAACCCCCGGAACUGAUGGACCUAAGGGAGCUAUCGGACCUGCUGGUGCUGGUGGAUCUCAGGGACCUCCUGGUCUGCAGGGAAUGCCUGGAGAGAGAGGAGGCGCUGGAAUUCCAGGACCUAAAGGAGACAGAGGUGAUCUUGGAGAGAAAGGACCUGAGGGAGCGGCUGGUAAAGACGGCGGCAGAGGUCUGACUGGUCCAAUUGGUCCUUCCGGUCCAUCUGGUCCCAACGGUGAGAAGGGUGAAUCUGGACCUGCUGGACCUUCUGGGGCUCCUGGUACUCGCGGUGCACCUGGUGACAGGGGUGAGACAGGGCCACCAGGACCUGUUGGAUUUGCCGGACCCCCUGGAGCCGACGGUCAACCUGGAAUCAAAGGAGAGCAGGGAGAAACUGGUCAGAAGGGAGACGCCGGGGCCCCCGGACCUCAAGGGCCAUCUGGUGCCCCUGGACCUGCAGGUCCUACAGGUGUGUUUGGACCCAAAGGAGCUCGUGGAGCUCAGGGACCAUCUGGUGCCACCGGAUUCCCAGGAGCUGCUGGUCGUGUCGGUCCACCUGGUGCCAAUGGUAACCCUGGACCUGCUGGUUCCGCUGGUCCCCCCGGGAAAGAUGGACCCAAAGGUGUGAGGGGCGACGGUGGACCUCCAGGCAGACAGGGUGACGCUGGUCUCCGCGGUCCCGCUGGCACCCCUGGCGAAAAGGGAGAUGCCGGAGAGGAUGGUCCUCCUGGUCCCCCCGGUCCCUCUGGUCCUUCAGGUCUGGCUGGUCAACGUGGUAUCGUAGGUCUACCUGGACAGCGUGGAGAGAGAGGAUUCCCUGGACUGCCUGGACCCUCUGGUGAGCCUGGAAAGCAGGGAGGACCCGGUGGUUCUGGAGACCGUGGACCCCCUGGCCCUGUCGGACCACCUGGACUCACAGGACCUGCUGGAGAGCCUGGCAGAGAGGGCACCCCUGGAUCUGAUGGACCCCCUGGUAGAGAUGGUUCUGCUGGAAUCAAGGGUGAUCGUGGCAACACCGGUCCUGCUGGUGCUCCUGGUGCUCCAGGUGCCCCUGGUGCUUCUGGUCCCGUUGGUCCCACUGGAAAACAAGGAGACAGAGGAGAGUCUGGCGCACAAGGACCUUCUGGACCUUCAGGACCUGCCGGGGCCAGAGGAAUGCCUGGACCUCAAGGACCUCGUGGUGACAAAGGUGAGGGUGGAGAGUCUGGUGAGAGGGGACAGAAGGGACACAGAGGCUUCACUGGUCUGCAGGGUCUGCCCGGACCUCCAGGUCAAGCUGGAGACCAGGGAGCAACUGGACCUUCUGGACCUUCUGGACAGAGAGGACCACCUGGACCAGUUGGACCUUCUGGAAAAGACGGUUCUAACGGUCUGCCCGGACCCAUCGGACCACCUGGACCUCGUGGUCGCUCAGGAGAGUCUGGUCCUGCUGGUCCUCCAGGAACCCCAGGACCCCCCGGUCCUCCUGGUCCCCCUGGCCCUGGCAUUGACAUGUCUGCCUUCGCUGGCCUGGGUCAGACUGAGAAGUCUCCUGAUCCCCUCAGAUACAUGAGAGCGGAUCAAGCCGGCGGAAACCUGCGUCAGCACGACGCCGAGGUUGACGCCACCAUCAAAUCCCUGAACAACCAGAUUGAGAACAUCCGCAGUCCGGAGGGAUCGAGGAAGAACCCCGCCCGCACCUGCAGGGACUUGAAGCUCUGUCAUCCUGACUGGAAGAGUGGAGAGUAUUGGAUUGAUCCCAACCAGGGUUGCACCGUCGACGCUAUCAAGGUCUUCUGCAACAUGGAGACGGGCGAGUCCUGCGUCAACCCCAAGCCUGCCGGCAUCCCUCGCAAGAACUGGUGGUCCAGCAAGAGCAAGGAGCGCAAGCACGUUUGGUUCGCAGAAACAAUGAAUGGAGGAUUCCAAUUCAGCUACGGCGACGACAGCCUGGCGCCCAACACCGCCGCCAUUCAGAUGACCUUCCUGAGACUGCUGUCCACCGAGGCCUCGCAGAACCUCACCUACCACUGUAAGAACAGCGUGGCCUACAUGGACGACUCCACGGGGAACCUGAAGAAGGCCGUGCUGCUGCAGGGCUCCAACGACGUGGAAAUCAGAGCCGAAGGCAACAGCCGCUUCACUUACAGCGUAAUGGAGGACGGCUGCACGAGACACACUGGCCAGUGGAGCAAGACAGUGAUGGAGUACCGCUCACAGAAGACCUCUCGUCUACCCAUCGUGGACAUUGCCCCCAUGGAUAUCGGUGGCGCGGACCAGGAGUUUGGAGUUGAUGUCGGGCCAGUCUGCUUCUUGUAAAAAAAAAAAAA